Messenger RNA from Leishmania mexicana MHOM/GT/2001/U1103, 3405 nucleotides. RefSeq lists its product as hypothetical. Lineage: Eukaryota; Euglenozoa; Kinetoplastea; Trypanosomatida; Trypanosomatidae. Gene Ontology annotation, molecular function: GTP binding. The record is from RefSeq and is a predicted model, not a curated record. The transcript has a single exon. The coding region runs from base 1 to 3405 and encodes 1134 amino acids.
AUGUUCUGUCCAGGGCUCAGAAGCAUCCACGGGGCUUGUAUGCCGGGGACCUCGGAGGCAAGGCAGGUGCCUCUGCGCCGCCUGACCACUUCAGCCGGGGCUGCUGCUGCUGCUAUCCUUGCACCUGUGGAAGUGUGCUGCAGUAUCCACCAGCGGCGCCACUACCAAUCCCUGCGAUACACGCCCUUCACGGAGCUCGAGCAAUCGACGUUGAGGAAUGACGGUGUGCACUGGCAACACCGUCCGUUGGACUCUUCAACAGAUAACCGCGACGGCACUGACGCUACCGCAUCGUCACGGUAUCUCACCGCAGACGGCAGCUCGCACGGCGCCGUGCACACCAUCGAAUGCACCCGUUCAGCGGGCUACUCUAAACAGCCGACGGGGAGCCUGCAGGCGCAGCGGCAAGAACGACCGCGACCACGACGACAGUCUGCGUUAUUCAUGAGUCCGCAGGACGCUGAGGACACAACGGCCGCCGCUUCAUCCUCGCUGGCGCCGCUGCCCGCGGGGUCCGUGCGCGUUCCCCUGAGCGAACACGUGGCAGAUGUGCACGACGACGACAUUGUCCUAGACACCCCCGCCUCUCUCUUGCCCUGCAUGGCCGAGAGGGGAGCAUCAACAUCGGAGCUGCGGCAGGCGGCACAGCGAGCGCACGAGCCUGCCGCGCCGGAGAAGAGCGAGCAUGCCCACCCGGCAGCACGGGGUGUCGGGCAGGAUGUGAUCGACCUCGUCACGGACGUCUUCACAGCGCAGCGCGAUGCCGCGAUCAAGAAGCGUCGCGAGGUACUCUAUGAGCUGACGCACCCAAAUCCAAUCGACUACACGUACAACGGCAAGCUGGUGCCGCCGCCGCCGCUGAGCUUCGGGCAGGUGACGGAGGAGGCGCGCGCCCUCGGCAACAAGAUGAUGCUUGGGCAGACGUACUCGCUGGUGCGACAGGCCGGCGCGCGCGCCUCGGCCGACGACUUGGACGUGGCCGGCGGCUCGGCCAACACAGCCGGCCGCGGCACCGCCGCAGCGACGACUGUGUCGCCGGCCUCGAGCAUCGAGGCAGGUCUGGAGGCGCCGCUCUCCACUUUUUCGUCUCGCCAUGCGAAGGGCUACGGCGACCGCACCGCUGCGGCGCCGUAUCGCAGCCGCACGCGCGACGCGAACAUCUUCCGUGACCACAACUACUUCUUCGAGAUCAACGAGCUGUAUCAGGAGGUGGCGUUCGCCGGCAGAGCCUGCGCCGGCAAGUCCAGUCUGCUGAACGCGCUGCUGGGCCAGUACGUGGCCAAGACAAGCAGCACGCCGAACACGACGCGCAAGAUCUCCUUCUACCAGAGUGUGACGCCGGAGCAGCUGCACGCCUUCCAUGUCAAGGAGCACCACAACCAGCUUGUCAAGCUACCCGGCGGCGGGCUGCAGCUCACCUUUGUGGACCUGCCGGGCUAUGGCAUCGAAGGAAUGAGCGACAAGUGGCGUGAUGCAGCCAUUGAGCUGACGGACGCCUACUUUGGCGUUCGCCGCUCCGUCAACACCGUCCUGUACUGCAUGGACUGCGAGCGGGGCCUCACCAAGACGGACAUCAAAUACUUGGAGUGGAUAGAGAACGUCCAUGGCGCGUGCUUUAUGGUGCUGACCAAGUGCGACAGCGUACCGCACUCCCGCGUCUGCUCUGUCAUGCGCCAGGUGUACGCGCUGAUCACGAAGCACCGGCGCAAGUACCGCAAGGUGUUCCCCUUCAUCAUUCCCGUCUCGGCCAAGGAUGGCACGAACAUCGAGCUCCUGCGUGGCCUCAUCACAGAGACCGCUGGGAUCAUACCUGGCGAUAAGCUACGGGAGCUGCUGCAGCACAAGAAGGCGGCCUUCACACGCACGGCGCUUCUGGCGGAGGUGAGCCGCAUCGACGCUGCGCGGCAGCUGGAGCGGCAUCAGGCGAAGGCCUACUUUCAACUCACGCGUGGCGGCACCGGGGCGAGCGCGGCCGUGGAGUUGCCGGCGGAGGCGCCCGGUAGUGAGGUGCCAGGCGCGAGGCGAGACCGAGAAGGGAGCGGUGGCGCCGGUGCGGGCGCGGCACUCGGCAGUCGCCACCGCCGCUAUGUGGUGCCGCUCGGCAACGGCGCCGCUGACGCUGAAGCCGCGGCGCUGCUCCCCGCCUGUGCCAGCGAUCUGGACACAGCGGGCGGCACUGCGGACUUCUUCCCUACCGAGUCGUCGAUGGCGGCUGCGGCUGCGGAGGGCCGUCGUGAGAGACGUGAGCGGUUCCUCGCGUGGCGUAGGGCGCACCCACUGAGCACAGUGUCACCGUCGUACAGUGCAAUCCAUGGGCAGGCGGGCUGUGAUGCUACCCGACCCGUUGCAGCAUCAGAGCAGGAGGCAGGCCUUGCGGACAGCGGCCGCUACCGUCUGAACACCGGCCUCGACAAUCCCAGGGCUGCUCAUGCUGUGCUGGAGCUGCACGGGGAGCCGGAUGUCUCUGGUGGAGAGUGCGACGCGCGCGGCACGGACGGUGAGGAGGCGCGACAUGGCGGGGGCGGCAUCGCAGCGCGGAAUUCCAGGGCCACAGCCGUGGCCUCCGCAGGCGAGUCUUCGCAUUCUCCGCCGCCCGCACUUCCAAUAGCGGCGGCGUGCCACGGCCGGCGGUCCAGCGUCAUCGGUCUCAGUGCCGUCGACACGGACGGGGGCGUUGCGCCAGGUGCCGCCGCCAGCGCAGCGCCACCGGCAGUGGCACCGUCUUCUUCCGUGGGAUUGGCCCCGACAGGUACGGUCUCGCGGUUCCUCGGCGUGAUGGAGCAGUAUGGCCGCCAGCACAAUGUUGUUUCGUCGGCAAAGCAGAAGCGGAGGGAGGAGCGGUGGUGUCGGGGCGGCGGCGGUGGUGGUGGCGCGCGUGGCAGACAUUGCGCUGUCGGCGGCCUGCUCGCCGAGGACGCGUCUGGUCGCCUGUCCGCCUACAGAGCUGGCAGGCCGUGUGGGCCGGCUCUCGUGUCGGCCAAAACCGACGUGAAUAGGCGCCAGGCCGAGUGGCGGGCGGAGCAGCUGAAGACGCUCCUUGCGAAGGAAAACCCCGAGGCGCCGUGGGCGGCACUGCACCAGCUGCGCCGGAAGAUCCAGACCCGCGAGGAGGAGACGGCACUGGCUGGGAUGCGGAGGAAGGAGGUCGCCGCGUAUGUGCGCAACGCCGGCCGCGUGACGGCGAGCUUCGAGAAGUUCGAGGGCGAGGUGACGGCGGCCAAGUAUAUGAAUGAGAUUCGCCAGGCCCCGACGCUACGCUCGCAGCAGCAGAUGCACCUGAACGCGACCGCCAAGAUCAACUACCGCUCCAUGCCACCCGGACUGUGGAAGCGCUACGGCGAGAAGGAUACGUACUGGCAGACGUCACAGCUGCUCGGCAGGUCGGAGGACGAAAGUCACAGGUAA